AUAUCCAUAAAGAUAUUGAAUAAAGUAUGAUGAACUCGUUUUACAGGUGGUAACCAAAAUAAAUUUACCAACUUUUUUGAAUGAAGAAACUUUUGAAAUGUUUACAUGGUUUUAUAAAAUAUCAAUAACGUGUUAGCAAUUACCAUGGUUACCCAAUGGCUAAAUAAACGAUUAAAACAAAAAUAAAUAAAUAAAUCUUUUCAAAAUUAUUAAAAUUCGAAUGUUCAAUAAUGAAAUUGUUAUUUUAUUUGUUGAUCAUUAUUCAAUGUAUUUAUGCAUUACGUAAUAAUCAACAUAAAGAACAAUUUACCAAGAAUAUUAAUUAUCUAUUACAAUCUAAUAAUAAAAAGAUAUUAAAAAACCAAAAUAAUCCUUAUCAAAAAAUUAAUUAUAAUUCUGAAAGAUUAAAAAGAAAUUUCUUAAUUGAUAUUCAUUCACAUAAUACAUUGUGUCAAUCUGGUUCACAAUCAUUUCAAUGUACUCCACCAUUUAAAGAUAUAUCACGUGGAGUAUCUGUUUAUGCAACUUCUACAUGUGGAGAACAACAACCACAACAUUUAUGUCGAUCGAAUAAAAAUUGUCAAUUAUGUAGUAUUAAUUCUACUGAAUGGAAAUUUUCAUCAGAAUAUUUAACUGAUCGUCAUGAUAUUGAAAAUCAAACAUGUUGGGCAUCAGGAUAUAUUCGACCAGGUGAAGUUGUUAAUCUUACUAUAUCUUUGGGAAAACGUUUUGAAGUAUACUAUAUAUCUUUACAACCAUGUAGUCUAGGUAGUAUACCAGAUUCAAUAGCAAUCUAUAAAUCAUCUGAUUUUGGUCGUACAUGGCGUCCUUGGCAUUAUUUUUCAACUGAUUGUUAUCGAGCUUUUGGAUUGCCUACCUCAAAUGAACAUAAUAGUCAUAUAACAUCUGCUAAUUUACAAGAGGUAUUAUGUGUUGCUUUACAACCACGUGAAAGUUAUUACAAUUAUCAAGGUAGAAGAAUUCGUUCAAUGAACAGUUAUAUUUUCAAUAAACCAAAUAUUACUAGAAAUUUCGGAGGUAUAGGUGUACCUUCAGAUUGGGUUAUUGCAUUUAGCACAACACUUGGUCGACCAGCAACACGUCCAUGGAGUCCAGCAUUGAUUGAUUGGAUGACUAUGACUGAUGUUCGUAUAAGCUUAAUGAGUUUUCAUCAGUCUAACGAACCAGAAUAUCGUAUUAAAAGAAAUGCAUAUCGAAGUCAUCUAUCUGAUCACUCUAAAUUAACACAGAAUUCACAAACUAUAAACAAACUACCCUUAUUUCAAUCAAAUUACUUUUAUGAUAAUUUUAAUAAUUAUCAAUUAAAACGAACACGAAAUUCAAGAGAUGGUCAAACCAUUACGGAAUUACCUCAUAAAGAAAUCAAUCAUACUAAUAAGAUAGAUAGCCAAACUGAUUUGAACAUGGAUGCUAGAAAAUCUGUAAAUGUAACUAUAAACCCUGAGAUUUUAACUGAAAUGGACUUUUAUGCAUUUGCUGAUAUAGCCAUUGGUGGACGUUGUAAAUGUAAUGGACAUGCAAGUGAAUGCAUAUUGGGAUCAAAUGGUAAGCUAAUUUGUGCAUGUGAACAUCAUACAUCUGGUGAAGAUUGUGAAUAUUGUAAACCUGGUUAUAUGGAUAGACCAUGGGACAGAGCUACAACUCAAGAUGCAAAUGUCUGUAAAAAAUGUGAUUGUAAUCUUCAUUCAAAUGAAUGCCGAUUUUCAAAUUCACUUUAUUUAUUAUCGAAUCGUGUAAGUGGUGGUGUUUGUGAAAACUGUCAACAUAAUACAAUUGGUCGUAACUGUCAUCAAUGUGCUGAAGGUUAUUAUCGAGAUUGGACUAAACCAAUCAGUCAUGAAAAUGUUUGUUUACCUUGUCGAUGUCAUCCAAUUGGAUCUAUUGUCCGUCAUGAUUGUGAUAGAAGAAGUGGACAGUGUCGAUGUAAACAAGGUGUAGCUGGUUUAACCUGUGAUCGUUGUCAAGAUGGCUAUCAUCAAACGCGUUCUCCACUUAAUCCUUGUACGAAAGAUUUCACAUCUCGAGCAGUAGCUUUGGCUCAUACACCAGGUGAUAUAAACUGUCCACCAUGUAGUACAAAUAAAGAAAGAAUUAAACUGAAAAAAUUCUGUCGUAAAGAUGCAGUUUUUGAAGCUUCAUUCAAAUCCCGUGAACUUCAUGGAAAUAUGGCUCGUUUUGAAAUGCAUAUUACACAAAUUUGGAGAAUUAAUAAAGAAUUUUUUAGAGGAAGUUCGAGUAUUUACUGGCCUGCAUCUAAAUCUUUUAUUGAGUUUGAACAAUAUAAUCAAGAUGAACAUGAAGAAGAGAUGAAAAGAAAAUCAAAUGAAUUAGUUCCUGUAUGGGUUCGUCUAAAUGAAUUAAAAUGUAAAUGUCCAUAUAUUGAAUUAGGUGUUUCAUAUCUGAUAGUAACAGAUUUUGAAAGUUUCACAAAUAAAAUAAGAAAUGAAUUAUUAUUUUCAACAAAAACUGCAAUUUUACCAUGGCGUACAAGUUGGAAACGUAGAUUAAUACGAUUUCGUAGAAGAGAAAAUCGUGGAGCAUGUGAAAAAUUUCGUGAACCAACAAAACUUCUUAGUGUAUUUCGUCCUAAACAAACACUUGAAAUACCAACAAUUCAUCGUGAAUGGCAUUCAUCAAUUAAUGCUCAAAUUCCUUCAUCUAUUCAUCAAAAACCAUCAUAUUCUUUAUCUUUACGACCUUAUUCUAAAUAUAGACGUGAUUAUAAAGUGUCAUAAAAAGAAAACAAUUUACAUUACAGUUAUUCAUUUCAAUUAUAAAUUUUGUAUAAAACAUGUUCUUUUAUUUCUGUGUAAAUUUAAAAAAAAAUUAAUAAUAUCUAUUGCAUGAAAUUUUGUGUAUAACAAUAUAUUACACUUAUUUUACAUUUAUUCUAUUGCAUCAAUAUAGAUACAUUGACAAAUGAACUCUUUGAAUAGAUUUAAUCUUAAUGUAAAUCAAAAUUAAUAGAAAAGCUAGAUGAUGAUGAUUUGGAUGAUGAUGACGAUGAUGAUGAUUUGGAUGAUGAUGAUGAUGAUGAUGAUGAUAACGAUGGUGAUGAGGAUUCGCCUUAAUUAUAUGACAUUACAUAAUCCUUAUUACAAUAAUCUACAAUAUAAAUGCACAACAAUUAAUUAAGAUCUAUUCAUAAUGUGUAUAAAGUAUGAAUUAGUUAAUUAAAAUAGUUAAUAAUCUGAAUUAAAUAAUUAAUUCAUUAGAAAUGGAUUAUUUAUAUCAUGAAAUAUCAUAAGUAUUUCAAGAG
Molecule: messenger RNA, 3280 nt
Organism: Schistosoma guineensis
Lineage: Eukaryota; Metazoa; Platyhelminthes; Trematoda; Strigeidida; Schistosomatidae
Source: the annotation of a GenBank genome assembly